This is a messenger RNA of Purpureocillium lilacinum, 1032 nucleotides long. Lineage: Eukaryota; Fungi; Ascomycota; Sordariomycetes; Hypocreales; Ophiocordycipitaceae. The record is from RefSeq and is a predicted model, not a curated record.
AUGGCGGACAGCAGCGCUGCGGCCACGUCCAACGACGCGGACGCCGCCGCGCAGCGGGCCUCGGAGCAGGCUCGUCUGCGCAAGGAGCGGCGCGAGGCCAAGCUCAAGGCUGGCGGCUCGGCGCGCCUGAACAAGAUCACCGGCAUAGGCGGCCGCGUGGCCUCGGCCAUCUUUACGCCUCCUGCGACUGAGGAUGCCGCCUCGCCCAAGGCACGCUCCGUGUCCGCCACACAGGCGCCUGCCCAGCAGCACCACGCCGCCGACCCCGAAGAGGUGGACAUCUCAGAGCACUUCUACGAGCCCCGGACGACGACGCCGUCGCGCCGCAACGUUUCAGCUGCUGCCGGCGGUGGUGGCGCGGAGCCGUCCAUCUCGGAUGCGCAGCUGCGGCAGAUGAUGCUCGGCUUCGACCGCCCCGGGCAGAGCGCGUCGCCGAGCCCGAGCCCCGGCCCCGGCCCCGGUGGACCUGCCCUGCCGCCCGGCAUGGAGGACGACCCGCUCAUGAAGAUGAUGUCGCAGAUGAUGGGCGGCGCAGGCAUGCCCGGCAUGCCGGGGAUGCCGGGCCAGCAACAGCAACAGGCCGCCCGCCCCGACGCCUACACCACCUUCUUCCGCAUCCUGCACGCGCUGCUGGCCCUCGGACUGGGCCUGUACGUGACCCUCCUGACGCCCUUCUCCGGCACGCGCCUCGAGCGCGAGCGCGCCUCCCUCGCACACGCCGCGCACGUCGCCCACCCGAACGACGACCUGGCGGCGGCAGCGCUCGACGACGCCAACGAGCGCCGCAAGCUCAUGUUCUUCUGGAUCUUCGCCACGGGCGAGGCCGUGCUGCUCACGACGCGCUUCUUCCUCGACAAGGGCCGCCGCCAGCAACCCGCGGGCAUGCUCUGGAGCAUCGCCGGGUUCGUGCCCGAGCCGUUCAGGGGGUACCUGCUCGUGGCGCUGCGGUACGGGCAGAUCUUCACGACGGUGAGGGCGGAUAUACUGGCAUGCAUGUUUGUGCUGGGCGUGUGCUCGUGGUGGAAGUCGUGA